AUGAUUGAGAAUAUCAACAUUGCCAUCACCUUUAUGAACACAAACAAUAUAUUCAAUGCUAAAUGUUCCCCUCAAGACUUUAUAGAUGGCAAUCAAAAGGCGAUACAUAGUAUAAUAUAUAGAUUGUACUUGGUGGCUAAUGGAAGGAAUGUAGUACAACAGUAUGCCACACCAUUGUCACAACACAGUCAUCAUCAACAGCAACAACAGCCAAGGAAGAGUGGCGGAUCAUUCAAUCAGUCCACUCCAUCACAUCAAAUUCAAUCAGAGCCUCAUCAUGGUCAUCAUCAACCACAACAUAAUCAUAUCCAACAACAACCACAACAACAUGUACCAGCUCUACCAACAUCACCAUCACCAUCAUCUUCUUCAUUGUUAUCAAUGUCACAUGGUAGUGGAAGUGAGUCUCUCGUAUCACCUCGUGGCUCAUACCGUGAGCCAAGAUAUUCAUACUCGAGUCCAGACAAAGGAAACUAUUCCCACCAGCAGCAACAACCUGUGGCAGCACUGCCACAAGUCGAGGAAGAGGUAGUACAGCAACAGGAGCAACAUAUCGAGGAAGUGGAUCAGACAGUUGAUGUUGUGCAGCAACAUGUUGAUGAGCAUCACACAUUCGAGACAUUGAACCAUGUGGCGAUAGUGCCACAAGUCGAAGAUGAGGUAGUACAGCCAUACUAUGAGCAACAUCAAAGUGUUGUCGUUGAGGAGUACAUCCAUCAUGAGGAGGAGCAACACAUUCAACCACAUCCACAGCCAUUGCCACAACAACCACAACCUGUAAUAUAUCAUCAGCCACAAUAUAGUUAUGUGGCCCCGGUCGCUCCACUGAGCGCACCGGCAUCACCAGAGCAUGAAGAGUCUCUGGACGACUUGCUGUUGUACUUCAAGAAACAGGAGAACGUGAUCAAUGCUGCUGCCACUGCCACAGCUACUGCCACUACCUCCACGACCAGCGCUCAGCCAAACACGUCGGUGGCCGCAGCAGCGGCACAGCCACCAAGCCAAGACCCAGCAGAUGUCAAGUGGAAGAGAAGACUUACCGAGCGACCCGCCUCGGGCACUGGCUUCAACAUUGGCCGUGCAAGAAUCAAUACUUUGCGUGGCGUCGAUGUGUCAUCUAGCGCUGAUAGCACACCGCCACCAGCGUCUCCCACCACUGUUGGCACUCCAAUACCAGCGUCGGUCAAGACUCCCGUUGGACGCACCGACUCUAAUGGCAGUAUUGAAUCACUGUCCUCCAGUCCAAUGAAGGCGUGGUCCGUUGCCAAAGUGGUCAACGAGAAUGACAAGAGAAAGAAGCCACUCUUGCUCAAGCCCAUCCCCAUAGACCUUGAGCGCUACAACAAUCCCGAACUCCUUCCAUCAAUCAUCAAGAGUCAAAGUUAUGUCAGGCGUUGGAUCGCCAUGCAUGCCCUUCAUAUAAGGAUCAAACAGAACAAUCACAGGAACAAAUGCUUUAAGGAGAUAUUGUCGACUGAGGAGAACUAUGUGGCUGCAAUAGAGAUGAUCGUCAAUGUGUUCUACCAACAGAUUCUAUGGAACUCAAAGGUGUCGCCCAACCCUUACCUGACACAAGAGGACAUCAGCACGAUAUUCUCAACGGUCAACGAGAUCUACAUAUUCAACAAAGAGUUGCUUGCUCGUGUGAGGGAGCGCGCCAAGCAAUGGAACUCGUACCAAAAGAUCGGCGACAUCUUUGUCGAGAUGGCGCCCUACAUGAAGGUGUUGUACAAGGCCUACUGUCUGAACUAUGACACGGCCAUCGAGUGUCUGCAGAAGGCCAAGAAGAAUGAGAUGUUCAACUUGUUCAUCAAGGCAUGUCUGGACCAUCCCGAGAACCCCAUGAAGCAGAGUUUGGAGACGCUGCUUAUCACAAUCGUACAGCGCAUCCCGCGAUACAUCCUGUUGAUCCAGGACAUGAACUCCAACACAUGGCACGAUCACAUCGAUCGUGACAACCUCCGUGCCGCACUGAAGCUCAUACAGUCGGCGGCGGGUGAGGUCAACACGUCGAUCAAGAUGGCCGAGUCGCAGUCCAAGGUGCUGGAGAUCCAGCGAUCGCUCAUUGGCUGGGACGAGUCUACCGAUCUUGUCAACCCAUCUCGUCACUUUAUCAAGCAAGGCAUCAUAUACAAGUGCCAGUUGGACAGUCGUUUCGCCAAAGACCGUGAGGAGUUGGCCUACUUUGCCUUCAACGACUCACUCCUCGUCGUCGAGAAGCGUGACUCCACCAAGUACCAAUUCAAAUACUUCUUUGAGUUGGCCAAGACCAGGGUCAAGGAUGUGGAGGACAGUCAAGUACUUCAAAAUGCUAUUCAUAUCAUACAUGGAGAGACAACAGCCAUGUUUGCCUUUGAUACACCAAGACUCAAGGGUGCCAUCAUUGAGUUUAUCGAGAAGGGCAAGGUAAACAAGAGAAUGACAACAGCUCUAGGACUGGCAGACUAUGCCAGCACAAACAAUCUGGACCCGGCACAAGUUGGUGAAGGACCAUUCAAUGUUCAGAUCAAGAAGACAGAGAGCAAGAAGCUCCCUGGCAAGAAACCAUUCACCGUGUAUAUUAUUGAUAUUGUUAACGAGGGCACUGGUGAGGUGUCGUCUCUAUCCAAGCGUUACAGCGAUUUCGAUCACCUCCAUAAGAAGCUCAAGAAGAAGUUCCCAGACACUGGCAUUAGAGACCUGCCCAAGAAGCAUCUGCUCAAUAACUUGGGCACAAACACUGUGGAGUCAAGACGUGUGAUGCUCGAAGUCUUCCUGCAGGACCUCUUCCAGAAGGAGCUGCUCAAGAACAGUGAGCUGCUGCUGAAAUUCAUUAGACCGACUGAGCCCGAGCUUCAAAAGUCCAUGUCCAGCAGCUCUUUGAACGAGAGCAUGGCAAACCUGGCCGACUCCCAGGUGCCCUCCAGUCCCGACGUGUCUGCCAAGGGUAUAAGACAAAACGACUUUAUUGACUACGACAGCGAGGAAGAUAAUUAA
Molecule: messenger RNA, 2976 nt
Organism: Acytostelium subglobosum LB1
Lineage: Eukaryota; Evosea; Eumycetozoa; Acytosteliales; Acytosteliaceae
Exons: 6
Coding region: 1-2976 (991 amino acids)
Molecular function (GO): guanyl-nucleotide exchange factor activity; phosphatidylinositol binding
Source: RefSeq, a predicted model, not a curated record